UAUCCGUUCCACCCUUAUAGCGUCGGCAGAUUAAAUUGUGUUACAUCCAGAAAAUGAUCAAGGGUCUGCAGAACAGCUUGAACAUGAACAAAGAGCGCCUAACACACUUGCGUCUGGAGAAUAAAGUCCUCAAAUCGUUGAACGAUCACUUGAACGAACGAAAUUCACGUCUCAAGGGAGAUAAUAGCAAGCAGCUUCAAAUUAUGAUCGAUCAAAGUCGAUCGAUUCAGGAAUUGAAUGAGGUAAUAUCUUCAAAGGACUGCCUCCAAUGUUACUACAAUGAGUGUGCCUCAAAGUUCAAACAUGAGCGUACCAAACUUCAAUCAGAGAUCGAACAGCUCCAGAUCCAAUCUUCUUCCGAGGAUAACAAAGCUCGCCCUAAAAGUACACCCAUUCCAGCCGGGCAAAACAACAACAAGCAAAUGUUCUUCUGCGAAAUUGUUCCAACGAAUGGUGUCACGCCCCAACAUUAUUGGGGCUCCCAGUUUAGCCCCAAUCAACCGUCUUGUGUGGUGAAACAUCGCUCGUCUGACCCGGUUGUAAGGGGCAGAUUGGCUCAACGGGUAACCUUCCAACAACGGAGAAAGUCCAGUUCCGAGCUGGAUAUUUACUUGGCUUCCAGAAAUGAUGAAUCUCCGCAGGGCAUCAGUAGAAGCUCCAAAGAGUGGCCCCUGUCGAGUCAGCAAACAAACAGGAGUCAAUAUUUAGACAAAAUAAAGGUUUUGAUAACUUCCAUCUCGCGCUGUUGUUGGGCAAAGCCUUCCUAAUCUCAUGAUUCUUGCAGAAUUUUAUUGCCGAUAUCACGAAAAUCACACGUUGAACCGAUGAAGAUUAUUUUCAAAACAAUGAGAGAAACACUAUAAUAUAAAUGAUAUUAAAUGUUUACAAAAUCGAGCUUUUCG
Messenger RNA from Toxorhynchites rutilus septentrionalis, 902 nucleotides. RefSeq lists its product as uncharacterized. The coding region runs from base 54 to 767 and encodes 237 amino acids. The transcript is spliced from 2 exons. The record is from RefSeq and is a predicted model, not a curated record. Lineage: Eukaryota; Metazoa; Arthropoda; Insecta; Diptera; Culicidae.